Messenger RNA from Papaver somniferum (opium poppy), 459 nucleotides. RefSeq lists its product as uncharacterized. The record is from RefSeq and is a predicted model, not a curated record. The transcript has a single exon. Bases 1 to 459 code for a protein of 152 amino acids. Lineage: Eukaryota; Viridiplantae; Streptophyta; Magnoliopsida; Ranunculales; Papaveraceae.
AUGUGGAAGAGGAAGCUUGCAGCUAGCAGAUGGACUACAAGACUUACCCCUAAGAUGCAAGCAAGGUUAGACAAGAGGAUUACUGAUUGUCAUAGAUACAAGGUGCUUCGAGCCAGUGAAAAGGUAUUUGAGAUCAUAACUAAUACCGGGAAGCAUACUGUAGACUUGGACUCCCAGACUUGCACUUUUCAGUGGUGGAAAAAACACAGCUUCCCCUGCAGUCAUUCCAUGAAAGCUACGGUGCAGAUUGAUGAGGAAGAGGUAUACAAGCACAUCACUCCUUACUACACUGCCGAAUACUGCAGAGGUCUUUACUCAAAACCUAUCUAUCCCAUUCCUGACGGAGACAAGACGGAUAAUAUUUCUCGUAAUAAAUAUGUCAUGCCUCCCCCUGUUGGAACACAAGUUGGAAGAACAAACUUUGUUCGUAAAUGCAGUUACGGUGAGAAAUUUCGCUAG